AGGGCAGAAGAAGAAUGGCGCACUCUCUCCGCCUGAUCGCGCGGCGCGGCGCGCAAUGCCGGGGCAGGACGAAUGCGCUUGGCAGCGGCGGCGCCGGAUCCUUGCUCCGCCGGGAUUUCCAUGUAAGCGCCCCGAGCUCCAACAACUUCCUCCUCAACAGCCUCUUCCGCUUUGGCGGCCAGUCCUACCAGCAGCAGCAGCAGCAGCAGCAGCAGGCCGCGGCGGAGGCGCCGCCGCCCAAGGAGGAGCGGCGCGCGCGCAAGCCCCGCGAAUACAUGGAGCGAUCGGCCGACACGCUCUCCUAUGUCAAGGACCUCAACAUCAAGCAGCGCCUCAUGGUGAAGAAGUUUAUGAACUCGUGCAUGCGCCAGGGGAAGAAGACCAAGGCCCGGACGAUGUGCUUCAAGGCGUUUGAGCGCCUGGCGAACCACGGCGACGUUCUCCACAUCCUGGAGACCGCGGUGGAGAAUGUGAAGCCGAUCUGCGAGGUCCGGAGGGUGCGCGUCGCCGGGAGCACGCACAACGUCCCCGCGGCCAUCCCGCUCCACCGGCAGCAGAGCCUGUCCAUGCGCUGGAUCGUCCAGGCGGCCAGGAACCGGUUCAAGGCCAAGAAGAAGAUGGGCAUGCCCAAGGCGCUGGCGGACGAGCUGCUGGAUGCGUCCAAGAGAAGCGGCGCGGCGAGGAAGAAGCGGGAUGAUCUCCACCGGCUGGCCGAGGCGAACAGGACGUUGGCGCACUAUCGGUGGUGGUGACGGUCGAUCCAAAGCUUGACAAUCCAAAAGCUGGUGGGUUCAUCCAUCCAGAAGUUCUGGUUGACACAGCUCUCCUUUCUCUGAGAUCACAUUUUCACCGUUUUGGCCGACAAUUGGAAGAAAAACUUGUUUCGUUCUUGCUAUAUACCACAACACCUCCCUCCACGACAUGCUGCGUGUGCUUCAUCUUCAAGAAUCCUCCAACUUUUCUCACAUCUCUUGCUGUGCAAAAGAGCUUCACUUCUAUGUUCUAGGAGCAAUCCUGCCAAAUCGCAGCCAACUCUUUUAUGUGCUCCA
Molecule: messenger RNA, 1049 nt
Organism: Selaginella moellendorffii
Lineage: Eukaryota; Viridiplantae; Streptophyta; Lycopodiopsida; Selaginellales; Selaginellaceae
Product: ribosomal protein S7, mitochondrial
Exons: 1
Coding region: 15-752 (245 amino acids)
Biological process (GO): ribosomal small subunit assembly; translation
Cellular component (GO): ribosome; mitochondrial small ribosomal subunit
Molecular function (GO): rRNA binding; structural constituent of ribosome; mRNA binding
Source: RefSeq, a predicted model, not a curated record